UGGCUCACAUAAAAUGCAUUUUAAGAUGAAACCUGACACACUGAAAACAUCCUGAACAGACUUAUCGCCAACCUUGUUCUGGCUAUUUCCUGGAGUGGAACCAGCAUAGAGUAGAUGUGGUUUGUCCCAGGACAUUGACAUCUACAGUGAUGGGAGAAUAGUGAGUUCUCAUGCUAUCAUCUGUCCCAUGACUGCUUUUUGGUAUUCUAGGAACAUGUCACUACCUGUCACCACUGCCAGGGUCCUAUUGCCAUGAUGUUUCAUUUCUCUUACUAAAGGAAUUUUCCCCAGCUGUAGUUUUGGCUCUAUUCCAACACAACCUUCAAGAGUUUGGUGAGAGAAAUGCCUGGAGAAUGGUCAAGGAGAGGAAUGACUAUAGAAAAAUGAGUAAUAGAAAUUGCUUAAUAAUUGUUUUUAUGUUGAUUUCUUCUAGGUGACAUCAUCCAUCAAUUCUCUUGAGAUCACAAGAGGACAUUACCAGCCCCAAAGUCCAAUCAUUCAGGAAAGAGUUCGCAUUCGAGAGGUGUGUAAGGAAAUCCCUCUCUAUGUACCUCAUCAUUUCCAAAAAGAGGAAAACCAUCCCUUGGGGAUGCCCAAGGAAGACGCUUCUUCCUCACAUAAGCCAAGGGAUGCGGCGUGAAGAGUUCCAAUGGCAAUAGGAAAGUCAGAGAGUUUCCUUGGGAACCUCAGACUGCCCAGAAUGGUCCAGAUCAUGCUGGAGUAGAGACAAAGAGCUGGGCAUCUCUAGCCUUAUCUCCUAAGGAGAGCCAAUGGAAUACAAGCAUUGGAAGUAGGAGAGAAGACAACCAACUGAAAUUGGCUGAGGGGAAAAAACAGUGCUUAAAGAAGUUGGUCCUCACUCAGGAACAAAAGUCUCAGUUGCUGGACUGGGAAGAUGCUAAUGCAGAGAAUCUAAGCCUGGGUGCAGGAGAGGGACCAGAACCAGUGCAUGCAGGAGGUAACGAAAGAGGUGAAGCAUCAAAACUGGCUGACCUAUCAUCCCUUCCUGGGCCAACCAGGGAAGCCUUGUCAGAUCAGAGAGGUGCUUCAGAGGGAGCCUAUGGCCCAGCACUGAAGGCUACAGGGGAGUGGACAGUACGCAGACCCAAAUCCCCUCUACGCCUGAUAGCAAAUGCUAUCAGGAGGUCUUUGGAGCCCUUGCUCCCUAACUCAGAAGGUGGAAAGAAGACCAGUGACUCCAGACCAAAGGCACCUAUGGAGAAUUCAUCUUUGAAUGGCCCCCACCCUAGUGUUCACUCCCAAAACUUAAGGAAAACAAGUUAUAGUAAAGACCAUGAUGUACAGAAACCCAAUCUCAUUUCUUUACUGGUACCUGGGAAGGAGAAAGGGAGCACAGACUCAGCCUUUACACUACAUGAUACUCCUGAGUCACUGCCAGAGGCACAUAGCCUUUUAGAUAGAGCUACCCGGGCUCGCAGUUUGCCCAGUAGGCAGAAGAGACCUAUGACCUUACCCUCUGUCAAGGUAGAAGAUGUCUCUGACAAAGUUAGACUAAACGAGGUGCUAUUAGGGAGACCUUUGGAUCAGUCCAAUGCCCUGACAAAGAAGAGCAGUCUCUUUUCUUCCUUUAGACUCAAAGAAAAAACUAAUGAGAAUCUGGGGGCAAUGACAACAUCAAAGGAUCUCAGCAAUAUCUUUAGUAACCCAGGAGCAAUGGACAUCUGCCAACCUCUAACGAUGUCUUCACAGUCAUGGAAUAAGUCUUCCUUAGGCCAAAUAGAUAUUCCUUUCCCUGGAGAAAACCCAAGCUCCAAGCACCUACCUGUCAGAGCACAGAUGACUGAGUGUUAUUCCUCCUCCUCUUCUGAGACUACCUCCUCCUCAGAUGGUGAAUUUGAACCCAAACCUUCCUUACCACCAAAGGAAAGACGAACACUUAAAAGGAUAAGGAAGAUGGAGAAGGCCUCUAAACAGCUGGCUAAGCAAGAGGAAUUAAAAAGGCUUUACAAGGCCCAGGCUAUCCAGCGUCAACUGGAAGAGGUAGAAGAACGGCAAAGGGCCUCAGAGAUCCAGGGCGUUGAGCUGGAGAAGGCGCUGAGGGGAGAGUCAGAUUCAGGCGCACAGGAUGAGGCACGGCUCCUGCAUGAAUGGUUUAAGCUGGUCCUGGAGAAGAAUAAAUUAAUGCGAUAUGAAUCCGAGCUCUUGAUCAUGGCUCAAGAAUUAGAACUGGAAGACCACCAAAGUCGGCUGGAGCAGAAGCUAAGAGAAAAAAUGUCUAUGGAAGAGAGCGAAAAGGAUGAAAAAGUUCGGAAUGAGGAACGGGAAAUUUUCACCAAGAUGAUGAGAGUGAUUGAACAGAGGGACAAGCUAGUGGAUUCCUUGGAGGAGCAGAGAGUGAAAGAAAAAGCUGAAGAUCAACACUUUGAAAAUUUCAUGUUAUCUCAAGCUUAUCAACUCAGCAGAUCAUGAAGAAUGCUGGAUACAUGCAUCCCUAUCGCCUGUGGGAGCUCGAGGGGAUCAGAAAAAGAAUAUGUUGCCUGAUGACUGGGGAAGCAUGAUUGGGAAAAUUCUUAGUACCAGAGCUAUAACACUAGUGGGCAACUAGGGCUAUGCCCAGGGGAUGAAAUUUAGGGGACACAGACUAUUCUACUUACAGCUCUUUCAGCAACAGAGGAAGAUCUGGAUUUAGCACUCACAGCAGCUAUAUCCUAAGGGAAGCUUUUACCUGGUGCUGCCCUGCCCCAGAAUUAGGCAAACUGGUAUCCUUGGGUAAAUAUUGUUACCCAUCACACGAAUGUUAAGCCACUGGCUCUAGGAACAAAAAUGACCAAUUACAACACAUUCUUCUGUUUUAAGUCAUAAACAGAUUAACGUACACACACACACACACACACAC
Molecule: messenger RNA, 2857 nt
Organism: Antechinus flavipes (yellow-footed antechinus)
Lineage: Eukaryota; Metazoa; Chordata; Mammalia; Dasyuromorphia; Dasyuridae
Product: F-actin-monooxygenase MICAL2-like
Exons: 7
Coding region: 1216-2430 (404 amino acids)
Source: RefSeq, a predicted model, not a curated record